Hibiscus syriacus is the source of this 752-nucleotide messenger RNA. Its product is annotated as 60S ribosomal protein L28-1-like. NCBI's taxonomy places the organism in Eukaryota, Viridiplantae, Streptophyta, Magnoliopsida, Malvales, Malvaceae. The transcript is spliced from 4 exons. The record is from RefSeq and is a predicted model, not a curated record. The coding region runs from base 108 to 560 and encodes 150 amino acids. Gene Ontology annotation, biological process: translation. Gene Ontology annotation, cellular component: cytosolic large ribosomal subunit; ribosome. Gene Ontology annotation, molecular function: structural constituent of ribosome.
AUAAAACCCGCCAUUUUUGCUCCCCCUCUUUCGCAUCUACAAUUCGUUCAUCUCUUCAAAAAGCCUAAUAGUCUAACGGUGAGGUGCAAGGAAAGAGAUAAACAAAAAUGGCGACAGUUCCAGGACAGUUGAUUUGGGAGGUAGUAAAGAAGAACAAUUGUUUCUUGGUGAAGCAAUUUGGAAGAGGUACUGCUGGAGUUCGAUUCAGCAAAGAGCCCAACAAUCUCUACAAUCUCAACUGCUACAAACACUCCGGGUUGGCAAACAAGAAAACUGUCACCAUUCAACCUGGGGGCAAAGACCAAUCUGUUCUGUUAGCAACAACCAAGACUAAGAAGCAAAACAAGCCUUCAAGCUUGCUUCACAAGUCUGUCAUGAAAAAAGAGUUCCCCAGGAUGGUAAAGGCAGUAAAAAACCAGGUGGCAGACAACUACUACAGGCCCGAUUUGAAAAAUGCUGCCCUUGCAAGAUUGAGUGCCGUGAAUCGUAGUCUGAAGGUUGCCAAGUCUGGUGUCAAGAAGAGGAACCGACAAGCAUCGAAGAUCCGUGGCAGGAAGUAAGCUUUACAGUAUUGUAUGUUUCAUCGUGCUGCAACUUUCUUUGUUUCCGAAAUAGUCUUUUCUUUCAUGGUUCUAGUUUGGUGGAUCUUAUAAUUAGACUUUUCGAAACAAAAGUGAUCAGGGUCCUUUCUAGUUUGUUUUUGGGAUUAUAACAUGACGAGUUUGUUCAAUUUUGUACUUCAAUUUCUCUCA